CCCAGAAAAUGCGGAGCGAUGCUCGAAAAUAACUUUCGAUGACGUAAUGUUGCCGCUCGUGCGCGCGCGACCUCUUAGAUCUCCGGUACGAUUUUGCACCGUUGUAUAAAGGGCCUGGACUUUUGAGGAGGAUCGAGCUUUUUUGCAGAGGGAGCAGAGCAUAAGAAAGUCGUGUUAGUAGAUCUGAAGCCGCUGAGCUUGCGUGCGCUCGGAGUGCGGGGGUAUUAUAGAGCAUCAGGUGGUGGUGGGGAUUUCCAAAUUGCGUACGUUGCCGGAGCGUGCACCGUAGGCGAUGGACGGGGAAGACACGAAAGUUCCUCUCGAGGCCGUGGAGCAGCAUGACGGCGUCCUCCCAGUGCCGCAGCAGGCUCCAGCAAAGCAGCCAGAAGCCAGCGAGACGAAAGAGAACGGUGAAGAAGAGAAGAAACUUCCCAAGCCAGGCCUUAGGGACCUCGUUCGCCUGUUUCGCUAUGCCACACCGCUGGACCGCCUACUCAUGGCCAUCGGGACCAUCACUGGCAUCCUCCACGGCAUCUCCCUCCCCGUCCUCAUGCUCCUGUUUGGCGAACUCAUCAACUUCUACAUCUACCAAGAGCAGACCUCGUCUGUGGCCAACUGCCUCGACAUAUCGGCUAGCUCUUGCAACGACAUUUUCUUCUCAAACACUAGUUUCAUUCUCCCGUGUGGAUUCAACUCCACCUUAUUCAAUGGAGCCACUCUCGAUCUGAGCGUGGAGGCAAUUUUCGGACGCAACGCUCAAUGCCUCACGGACGAAGACUUUACGAGCGAAGUCUCUCUUUACUGUAUAUACCUUACCUUCGUGGGUAUCGGAGUGUUUUUACUGGCGUAUAUCGAGAUAUCGUUCUUCCAAAUGGCCUGCGAGAGACAGGUCAAGAAAAUACGGCUCUAUUUCUAUCAGUCGGUCCUCAGACAGAACAUCGGGUGGUUUGAUAGCAACCCCAGCGGAGAACUUGCCAGCAGACUUAAUGACGACAUAGAGAAGAUCCACGACGGUAUAGGAGACAAGGCAGCUCUGUUCAUCCAGUGGAUCUCCACCUUUUUCGGUGGUUUCAUCAUUGGGUUCGUCCGGGACUGGAGACUGACUCUUCUCCUGGCAGGCUUCGCUCCUUUCCUCGUCGUCUGCGGCUCCAUCUUCUCUGUGAUCAUCACCAGGUUCUCUAGUGCGGAGCAGAAAGAGUAUGCUGGAGCAGGGGCUGUGGCAGAAGAGGUAAUGUCUUCCAUUAGGACCGUGGUCGCCUUUGGAGGAGAGUACAAGGAGGCAGCUCGUUAUGAUGGGAAGCUGAACGAGGCAAAGUUGCUGGGAGCCAAGAAGGGUUUCUCGGUCGGCGCUGCUCUCUUCCUCACCUUCUUCUUCAUCUUCCUCGUGGACUCCGCCGCCUUCUGGUUCGGAGGAUACCUCAUCUCUCGGGAGCUCUCCGUAGGAGGCGACGUCAUCACGGUGUUCUUUGCUGUGCUGAUUGGAGCGUUUGCCCUGGGCCAAGCCAUGCCAAACCUAGAGAACCUCACCUCCGCAGCUGGAGCCUCCAUUAUCAUCUUCCAGACCAUCGAUAGGGUUCCAGAGAUUGAUUCAUCCUCCAGUGAAGGAGAGACUCCGGCCACAUUUGACAGCACCGUCCAGUUCAACAAAGUCUCGUUCCAGUAUCCGUCCCGACCCGAUGUCCCAGUUCUGCAAGGAUUCUCACUGAAUGUGACGGCAGGUCAGACGGUGGCCCUGGUGGGGGCCAGCGGCUGUGGCAAGAGCACUGUCAUGCAGCUGAUUCAGAGGUUCUACGACGUAGACGCCCCUGAUGUUGGUGGAGAGGUCCUGAUCAGCGGUAAGAACGUAAAGGACCUGAACCUGCAGUGGCUACGGUCCAAUCUGGGCGUGGUCUCCCAGGAGCCGGUCCUCUUCGACACCACCAUCGCCGAGAACAUCCGCUACGGCCGCGUGGACGCUACACAACACGACAUCGAGAGCGCCAGCCGCAAGGCAAACGCUUACGACUUCAUCUCGGCACUUCCCAACCGUUUCAACACUCUGGUAGGUGAGAGAGGCACGCAGCUGUCCGGCGGGCAGAAACAGAGGAUCGCGAUCGCCCGUGCGCUGAUCCGAGACCCGAAACUCCUCCUCCUGGACGAAGCCACCUCUGCCCUGGACACAGAGAGUGAGAAGAUAGUUCAGGAGGCUCUGGACAAGGCCAGGGAGGGCCGGACCACCAUUGUGAUUGCCCACCGACUCUCAACCAUCAAGAACGCCGAUCUGAUAGUCGCGGUGGACGAGGGAAGCGUGGUGGAGGUCGGGACACACAGCCAACUGAUGGACAGCAAAGGUCUGUACUACGAGCUGGUGACAACCCAGUCGCUAGGCGUCGACGAGGCCGUAGUGGCCGGCGGACUUGGGCGAGCCAUAUCUCGUCGCUACCAGAAACGCUCAGAAUCGGGAGCCGAGGAUUUGUCCUUCCACAGACAGGCAUCGGUCCAUAGACAGCAGUCGGAGGAAGGCUUCCAGCACCAGCCAUCGUUCAAGAGACAGUUCACUCAGAAACAACUGAGCAAGCUGCAGGAGGAGUGGGACAAGGACACUCCCAAGGUCUCGAUUCUGAGGGUGAUGAAAUUGAAUGCCAGAGAGUGGUGGAUCAUCCUCAUCGGAGUGGUAGGUGCGGCUGUCAAUGGGUGCAUCUGGCCGGCCUUUGCCUUUCUCUUUGGAGAGAUCCUGGAGGUCUUCGCUCUGCCACCUGACGAGGUCCUUGACGAGAUACACGUGUGGGCGGGGCUCUUCAUCGUCCUUGGAGUUGUGUCUGGAACGGGCGUCUUCUUGAAGUGCGAAUUGCUGGUCCAGCAAUGCAAGCGUCUUGCCUACACCAUGUUUCACUAGUCAAUCUCAGCACCAUUGAUUGAGGCUUAAUUCAAGGGGCUGCGUGUUUUACGGUAUCGGGGGAGAACCUGACUGCCAGACUACGCUCCCUCUCCUUCCGGGCCAUGCUGCGGCAGGAGAUCGGUUGGCAUGACGACGAGAAGAAUUCCACAGGGGCUCUAACGACACGACUGGCCAAUGAUGCCAGCCAAGUUCAAGGGGCGACAGGAACGAGACUAGGGACACUGAUAGAAACGGCGUUUGGCCUGUCGUUUUCCCUAAUAAUAGCUCUGGUCUAUUCUUGGAUCCUCACAUUCGUCAUCCUGGGAGCCGUCCCUAUCCUAGUGAUAUCUGGAUUAGCAGAGGCCACCAUUCUUUCGGGUCACACUAAGAAGAACAAGGAAGCCAUCGAAUCCGCCGGAAAAAUUGCUGUUGACUCAGUCGACAACAUCCGCACGGUGGCAUCGCUCGGUUUGGAGAACACUCUCUUUAACCACUACGCGGGAGAGAUCACGAGACCCUACCGACGCGGUAUCAUCAAUUCCUCGGUGUACGGACUUACCUAUGCCUUCUCUCAGACCACCAUCUACUUCAUGUACGCCGCCAUCUUCCGUUUCGGCGCCUACCAAGUCACUCGCCCCGACGACGACAUAGCACACGAGUCUUUUGAGGACAUAUUUCGUGUUUUCACUGCUCUUAUCUUUGGAGCCAUCUCGGUGGGACAGGCCGGCGCCUUUGCCCCCAACUACACAAAGGCACGUUUGUCUUCCAACAGGAUAUUUCAACUUCUGGACAGAGUCCCGCUCAUUGAUGGCUACUCCGUCGACGGAGAUACUCCGGACGAUGCCACUGGAGCUGUCGAGACUGAAGAUCUUCAAUUCAAGUACCCGACUCGUCCCGAUGUCCUCGUCCUGAACAGCCUCAAACUCUCCAUCUCGCCUGGGAACACGCUUGCCCUGGUGGGUCCCAGCGGGUGCGGCAAGAGCACCAUCGUCUCGCUCCUGGAGAGGUUCUACGACCCCAGCAAGGGGACGAUGACGCUGGACGGCCGCGACCUUCGCGACCUCAACAUCCGCUGGCUGAGGUCCCAGAUUGGGAUCGUGUCCCAGGAGCCGGUCCUCUUCGACACCUCCGUCGCCGAGAACAUCCGCUACGGAGCCAACUUCAGGGAGGUGUCUGACGAUGAGGUGGUGGAGGCUGCCAAGGCCGCCAACAUCCACAACUUUGUAGAAUCCCUACCUGAGGGUUACAGCACAAAUGUGGGCAGCAAGGGAACGCAGAUGUCCGGCGGGCAGAAACAGAGGAUCGCGAUCGCCCGUGCGCUGAUCCGAGACCCGAAACUCCUCCUCCUGGACGAAGCCACCUCGGCCCUGGACACGGAGAGUGAGAAGAUAGUUCAGGAGGCUCUGGACAAGGCCAGGGAGGGCCGGACUUGCAUCGUCAUCGCCCACCGACUCUCAACCAUCUACAACGCCGAUCACAUCGCCGUGAUCAAUGAAGGAAAAGUCAUCGAAGAAGGAACGCACGUCGAGUUGCUCGGGAACAAGGGGAUGUAUUACAGACUCAACCGAUUCCAGAUGUUGGGGGGAGGGGCUGCGGAUGUUGGAAGCCCCGCCCACCAGUCUAUAUCACAUGACCCGGGACAGGAGCCGAUGUAGAUCACAUGACUACACCUCAUUAGAACUUGGACCUAUACCUCAUAUAUAACCUCCUUUAUUACUACCAUUCGUCCCACAGUAGUUAGUACUAUAGCAACGAACAUUGGUAUAUUAUUGUAGUGUUGAUGUUUAUUUCAUUCACCGCUGAUUUCCAUGUAUUCAAUUAGCUAUGUUAUUGUUGUAUAAUAACAUAUCAAGCAUUAGCAAUGAGCAUCAAGUGCUGUUUUUGUAUUAACAAUAAUGAUUUCAAGUUUCAGUGUGAACAAAACGAGGUUUGUGAGUUGAAAAAAUCCAAUAAUAAACUCAAAAUUUUGAAAGAAGAAACAAAAACUAUAUUAUAUGCACACUCCUCCCUCUAUGAACCAGUAUUAUUAACGAGAGGGAGGGCCCUUCAGUUAUAAUUUUACAUGCAGC
Geodia barretti is the source of this 4926-nucleotide messenger RNA. NCBI's taxonomy places the organism in Eukaryota, Metazoa, Porifera, Demospongiae, Tetractinellida, Geodiidae. The record is from the annotation of a GenBank genome assembly.